This is a messenger RNA of Saprolegnia parasitica CBS 223.65, 1086 nucleotides long. RefSeq lists its product as hypothetical. The coding region runs from base 1 to 1035 and encodes 344 amino acids. Gene Ontology annotation, cellular component: membrane. The transcript is spliced from 4 exons. Lineage: Eukaryota; Oomycota; Saprolegniomycetes; Saprolegniales; Saprolegniaceae. Gene Ontology annotation, molecular function: N-acetylgalactosaminide beta-1,3-galactosyltransferase activity. The record is from RefSeq and is a predicted model, not a curated record.
AUGCGCUUGGCCUUGGCCGCCUCCAUCGCAAGCCUCGUCGUGGGCGAAGACCUUCGCUACCAGACGAACGCCCUCGCCUACAUGCCACGACCAGGCCUGAAUGCCAUUGAAGCGGCGCUUGGGCCAACCUUCCAGCGCUCGAGCUCAUCGCUAUCAGCAACGCGACCGCGCCGCUUCGCAUUCUUUGCUGGGUCAACACCGCGCGCAAUCAAGGAAACAUGGGGGCAGCGCUGCACCAAGUUGCUCUUCAUGAGCAACGUCGAGGACGAUGAGAUCCCGACUGUCCGCGUCGUUGCGCCGGCGACGCACGACCACCUGUGGCAGAAACACAGGUUCGUCGUGCGGCUCCUCGCCCGCGAGUACGACGCAUCCGAGUACGAUUGGAUCUUCAAAUGCGACGACGACACGUACGUCAUCAUGGACAACCUACUCUCGUACUUGCAUUCGGUGGCCACGUCGAUGGCAUCGCCGGACGAGCCCACGUUGCUUGGCCACCGCAUGACGCUGCAGUGGUUUGAAAUGCAAAAACCUUUCCACGACCUCUCCUACAUGCAGCGAGAUCGACGGCGAGCGUUGGAGACCGUACUCCGUGAAACACGCAAUCAAGGGGGCUUGUACUAUACUCCUGGCGGUGCUGGCUAUGCAUUCAAUUCUGCGUACUUGACGCAGCUCGUGGCAGCUCUCGAUGAGCCAUCGUGCCUCCCGGACGAGGUUGUGCCAGACGACUGGGCGAUCUCGUUCUGCAUGUAUCACCGCGGUGUCGUGCCCACGGACACACGCGAUAGUUUGCACCGCGAGCGCUUCCACCAGUACUCGCCCGAGCAGGUCUACUACUGGCCCGACGACGUCAAUGACUUUGACCACUGGAACUACGCGUCGAUCUACGACGCGCAAAACUGGUUCUCGGACCACAUCGGCAUUGGCUGGAGAAACGGGUCCGACUGCUGCGCACCCGACUCCGUCUCUUUCCACUACGUCCACGACAUGCACCUCGUAGACGCCUACUUUGAGCUACGAAAAAAUGCCCCAAAAUAAAAGCUCUGCGGGCGCUUCCUCAUAAUUCAAGUUGUCUGUUGGGCAGUGACC